AACAAUGUACCACAACUAGGGCUGUCCUAUCAUUUCGUUCUACAUCUUACCUUCGCUGUUACUGGAUACCACCUCUCAUAUCUGCGAAUUAGAGAAGUUCAGCGACAGCUUUAUAAAUCUUUGGCCGAAUGCCACGUUUCGAUUACACUGACUGAAUUAUCCAAACCGCUGUCAAAAUCUGACAGCGGUAUUUGCGGACGCCUCUACGUAUCUUCCGCCCCUGUGUGCUACUGCAUUUUCGCCACUGGCUCAAUCGGCCCUGAAGAUUUACUCUUCUGUUAUUCUACUGAUGAAAAAUGCAUUGGAUGUCGCUGA
Trichoderma asperellum CBS 433.97 is the source of this 315-nucleotide messenger RNA. Lineage: Eukaryota; Fungi; Ascomycota; Sordariomycetes; Hypocreales; Hypocreaceae. The record is from RefSeq and is a predicted model, not a curated record.